AUGUUAGCCCGUGUCCUACUAGGUCUUGUCCUCGCAGUGCUGUCGGCGACCGUUUCCGCCGCGGCGACAUCGGACGCGUCACUGGUCGUGAAAGUCCCUCUGGAACAUUCCAGGGGAUCCACUGCAGGCUCUCCCAAUAAUACUGACAAAUGGCUCGGCAUUCCCUUCGCUCAGUCACCGGUCGGGAACUUGCGCUUCAAGAGCCCUGUCGCCAUUACCAAGCCCUCGCAUUCGGUACAAGAUGCUAACCAAUUCGGUAAUGCGUGCCCACAAAGACCAUCAGACACCUUAGGUGCUCCGCUCGGCGAGGACUGCCUAUUUCUCAACGUGUGGAGGCCGGCAGGGACGAGAGCUGACGCGAAGCUGCCUGUACUUGUCUGGUUCUACGUAAGCCUCCUCCCUACCGAGGUCACGUAUCCGUUCUCAGAUUUUAUACAUUCAGGGUGGAGCAUUUAUGGACGGAGCCGCCUCCAACCCUUCAUUCGACCCAACGCUGCUAAUAUCUCAAAACCAAUCGUCUUCGUCUCGAUCAACUAUCGAGUCAACACCUUCGGUUUCCUGGCCAGCUCUCAUGUACCCAUAGAGGACUUGGACGCCGGAUUGCAGGACCAGCGACUAGCCCUCGCUUUCUUACAAGACAAUGUCGCAGCUUUCGGUGGCGAUCCGAACAAAGUGACAAUCUGGGGUCAAUCUGCCGGAGCCGGUAGUGCAGAGGCACAAAUCGUUUUCCCGGCUAAGCAAUCGCACUUCCGGGCUGCGAUCUUUGACUCGUCUACCGGACCUUUCAAGACAGCUCCUCCCGCUAGUACGUACGAUGAGCCAGGCAAGCCCUAUGCGCUGUUGACCGAGGCAGUUGGGUGCACGUCGGGACCUGGCUCAUUUGAAUGCCUGCAGCAAGUCCCGUUCGAGGUAUGA
Molecule: messenger RNA, 915 nt
Organism: Phanerochaete carnosa HHB-10118-sp
Lineage: Eukaryota; Fungi; Basidiomycota; Agaricomycetes; Polyporales; Phanerochaetaceae
Exons: 7
Coding region: 1-915 (304 amino acids)
Source: RefSeq, a predicted model, not a curated record